This is a messenger RNA of Aricia agestis (brown argus), 882 nucleotides long. RefSeq names its product dual specificity protein phosphatase 13-like. Lineage: Eukaryota; Metazoa; Arthropoda; Insecta; Lepidoptera; Lycaenidae. Gene Ontology annotation, biological process: negative regulation of MAPK cascade; protein dephosphorylation. Gene Ontology annotation, molecular function: MAP kinase phosphatase activity; protein tyrosine/serine/threonine phosphatase activity. The coding region runs from base 102 to 767 and encodes 221 amino acids. Gene Ontology annotation, cellular component: cytoplasm. The record is from RefSeq and is a predicted model, not a curated record. The transcript has 5 exons.
UUUAGUGUCUAUAGUAGGAAUCAAAAUAUUAUACAUUUUGAAGUGCUGCUUACUGAUAUUAUAAUUAUUUCUCAAAAGGCGUAUAGAUCAAGAGUUUCAAAAUGAGUUAUAGGGAUUCUUACUCACUCUAUCCGAGGUAUCAUUCGUACAGUGCGGCUAAAGAACAGCGUGUAGGAUCACAUUUGAGGACUUUAAUGAAUUUGCCUUCAUCACAACCUUCUGCGCUGAGUUCCCUGUCGUCAUAUCGGUCUGGAGUGUCGGGACUAUCUGGAUUGUCAACCAGUUCAUAUUUACCAACCCCUGAUGUGAGUGAAGUUUACCCGGGUCUGUUUGUUGGGGAUGCGGUUGCCGCCAAAGACAAAGCGUUUUUACGGCGUAUGGGCAUCAACUAUGUCCUUAACACAGCGGAAGGCAAGAGGUAUACCCAAGUGGAUACUGACCAUUUGUACUAUCGCGACUGCCCGGGACUCCACUACAAGGGUUUCCAGAUGAUGGAUCUUCCUACUACAGACAUAUCGAAGUACUUCCACAUUGCUGCUAAUUUCAUUGACGAGGGAGUUUCCAGAGGUCGAGUAUUAGUCCACUGCAUGAUGGGCGUCUCGAGGUCGGCAACCUGCGCUCUCGCGUUUCUGAUGAUCAAGCGUGGCAUGACCUUCCAUGAGGCCAUGGCGCUGGUGCGCUCCCGACGAGACAUCCACCCCAACGAGGGCUUCAUCCGCCAGCUCCAAGACCUCGACAGGGAACUCAGGGUUUGUAGAGCCCGCUGACAUAGAAGCCCCUUCCCUCCAUUACUUAGACUGUCACUCGACAUCCAAAACACAAACGUCCGAGCGCGGAGCCUCGACCGAGCUUACACCAGCCGAUACUAGUGUUGGACCAACC